UAGGUCUAAUCAUGGCGGACUACUGUGUUUAAAACAAUUUCACAAGAGACGCUAUUUCAUGCUUCAUUUUUUCCCGUUUCAUUUUUACACGAGUUUUAUUAUUGAUGUAAAAUGCCCCGCAAGCGUCAGAGAACUGAAACUAAAGAUGACCGGGAAGAGUCCCCAGGUCCAUCACAAGUGAAAAGAAAGAGAAAAGUUUUAAACUAUGACCCUCAUGAUAUAAUUCAUGAGCUGUAUGAUACAAUACGCAAUCACAAAUCUGAAGAUGGAAGGCUUUUGUGUGAAGCAUUUAUACGGGUUCCAAAGCGUAGAACAGCAGCUGAUUACUAUGAUGUUGUUAGCACCCCAAUAGAUCUUUUGAAAAUUCAGCAAAAAGUCAAAACAGACAGCUAUGACUAUGUAGAUCAACUUAGUGCUGACGUUUUGCUAAUGAUCAAUAAUGCAAAAGCUUACUACAAGAAAACUUCUCAGGAAUACAAAGAUGCAUGUGAUCUUUUAGAAUUAUAUGAAGAAACAAGAGCAGAUUUGGUUGAGGCUGUGUUUGGAACUGGAGACAAAACAGAAAGACUGCCAAGAAAGGGAUCUGCAGCAAAGGAGGUCUCUGAAAUAGUACAGGAUGAUGCUAGUGAAGAGUGUGAUGACGAUGAGGAUGAUGAAGAUGAAGACGAUGCAGUAGAAGAGGAUACCAGAAACGUGAGCAGUGCUAGUAAAUACAGAGAAAGAACCCUCAGUAUGUCUGAUGAGCUUGCUGAUGACCUUGAACAACUCUUUGCUGCCAUCGUAACAACCAAAGAUGGUGAUAGAGAUAUUAGUCAGGCAUUUCAAUUGCUACCACAGAGAUCAAAAUAUCCACAGUAUUAUGAAGUUAUCAAGCAACCCAUUGAUCUGAAAAUCAUUGCUACAAAAAUUCAAGAAAUGAAAUAUACCAGUUUGGAUGCUUUAGAAAAGGAUCUUUUGUUGAUGGUCAAAAAUGCAAAAGCUUUUAAUGAGCCAAAAUCAUUAAUAUACAGGGAUGCUGUUACACUAAAACGGGUGAUUACUGAAAGGAAGAGAGAACUGGAGUAUAAAAAAUCUGGUCAUGUCAAAUCAAGUGAGAGAUUGAGCAGAACUAAGGAUCGAUGUGUGAUUCAGAAAAUGUCUGCCAUAUGUGCAGCAUUGAAAUACCCCUCAGAAGAGGAAGAUGAGACUGCUUCUUCCAGUCAGUUUGAAAUUGAUUCAGAAGCAGAAGGUGGUAGUAAUGACCUAGUAGAGGAUGACCCUCAGUGGAUACUCUAUAACCAUAUAAAAAGCUACACAGAUUCAAAUGGGGAAACACUGUCUGAUCCAUUCAUUAAACUUCCUAGCAAAAAAUUUUAUCCAGAUUACUAUAAGGAAAUAAAGAAACCAAUGUCAUUACAAAAAAUUCGAUACAAAAUCGAGAUGAACAUGUAUGAAACUGUUCUAGAUUUGGCUCAUGAUUUUAAUCUCAUGUUUGAGAAUGCAAAGAAAUAUAACCAGGAUGAGUCACAGAUUCAUAAAUUUGCUGUUAAACUUAAAAGGGUGAUGAUUGAGAAAUGCAAGGAAUUAGAACCAGAGUUGAUGGAAGAAUUUAUUGAAGAAAUGGCAAAUAUGGUUAAUGUUGAAGAGGAAGAUGAAGAAGCAGAGAAUAGUAUAACAGGGAAAGAUGAUGAGGAUUUAACAUUGGAGACACCCACAACAGUUGGGCGUGGCAGAGGCCGUAAGUCAAGUCUUGCUAUCAAUAGCACACCAGAUAGCGACAAAAAGAAGUCACACAAGCGAGGAACAGAUGACAACUUAAAGAAAAGACUGAAAACACUUUUCUCAACAGUUUAUGAUUACAGUGAUGUAAAUGGCCGUCUUUUGCGACCAAUUUUUAUGGUUCUCCCAUCUCGUAAAGAUUACCCAGACUAUUAUCAAGUGAUCAUGGAGCCAAUAGAUUUGACAAUGAUUGACUCAAAACUUAAAGCAGAUAAGUACCCCAAUGAACAGACACUAUUGUCAGAUUUUGAGCUUAUGUUCAACAAUGCUAGACAUUACAAUGAGGAAGGAUCACAGGUAUAUCAAGAUGCUAACACAUUGGAUAGGGCAUUGAGAACAAAAUGGAAACAGUUGGCAGCAAAAACAGGCAGUGGCAGACGCUCCAAGUUCUCUGAAUGCAACCCACUAUCAGAAAAACUUCAGGAACUGUAUGAAAGUGUAAGAGAUUAUCAAGACAGGGCCGGGCGUGCUUUAUCUUCUCCAUUUAUUAAACUUCCCAAUAAAAAUGAUUACCCUGACUACUAUGAGGUCAUCAAGCGUCCUAUUGAUAUGUUGAGGAUUCAGCAAAAGAUGAUGUCAUCGCAGUAUGAAAGUGUUGAAGACAUGGUGGCUGACUUUGUUCAAAUGUUUGACAAUGCCUGCAAAUACAAUGAGCCAGACUCCGUUAUUUAUAAAGAUGCCCUAGCUCUUCAGAGAGUGUGUUUCCAGAAAAAACUGGAGCUGAUGUCUGAUUGUAUGAAUAAUGUCCCAGAUGUUAAGGCACUAACUCAAGAGCUGAUGAAAAAUCUGUUUAUAUCUACAGUUAGCCAUGAGGAUGAUGAGGGACGAUGCUAUACAGAUUCUUUUGCUGAACUCAUUGAAAAAGAUAAAAGUCUGCAAUUAAGUGGAGAACUAGCUGAACGUCCAUUAACUUUUGACCAGAUCAAAAGAAAUCUUGAUAAGGGUCGGUAUAGAAGAGUUGACAGAUUUCAGGAAGACAUGUUUAAGGUUUUUGAACGUGCAAGAAAGAACAGCAGAACUGAUUCACAGUUGUAUGAAGAUGCAGUUGAGAUGCAAAUCUUCUUUAUCAAGACUAGGGAUGAAUUGUGUAAGAAUGGUGAAAUGCUUUUAACACCUGCCCUUAGUUACACAGAACGCCACCUUUCAUUAGCUUUAGAGUUGGAACAGAAGGAAAAACAAGAGCAGGAAAAGCUUGAAGAUGAGGAAAAAAAGAAGGUUUCUGAAGAAAAAAUGGAGGAAGAAAAGUCUCAGGAUCCUGAAGGGGCUACUACUGAUGAAGAAAGUGAAUACAAGGGUCAGAUUUAUGCUAAAGGAGAUUUUGUUUACAUUGACUCAAGGGACACUCCAGAUCCUCAUAUCAUGGCUAUAGAAAGCUUUGGUGUAGACAACACAGGGCAGAAAGUCAUCAAAGGCAAUUGGUUUUACAGACCAGAGGAAACAUACCACUUAGCAACUCGAAAGUUUUUACAAAAGGAAGUAUUUAAGAGUGACACAAGCCAUGGAACACCUCUCUCUGAGAUAGUCGGUCGCUGCUGUGUCAUGUUUGUCAAGGACUACUUUAAAAGUAAACCUGAGAAUAUCCCAGACAAAGACGUCUAUGUUUGUGAAUCACGAUACAGUGUUCGAAACCGGUGUUUCAAAAAAAUAAAGUACUGGCAUAUUCCUGUGAGCAAGAAUCUCAAUUUUGUUCCUCGUGAAAUUCCCUUGAUGCCAGUGAGAGUGGCAUCUGUGUUUGCUGACAAAUCAAGCAGUGAUUGUACUUUAGAUGACAGUGACACUAUAAUUGAUAAAAAAAGAGAGUCUGUUCCUUCAGAAGUGGAAAAUGAAGAUGGAAAUAUUUACUAUGACCAGUAUGUGUGUGACAUGGGUUGUUUCAAAUUAGGAGAUGGUGUUUACAUCAAUAAUCCAGGGGGGCAGCCUGUCAUUGCCAGGAUUGAUAAAAUAUGGACGGAUAAUUUGGGAGAAGCUUUUUUUCAUUACUCGUUUUUCCUGCGUCCCUCUGAGGUUGAGCAUGCACCUACUCGACUUUUCUAUAAAAAAGAAGUUUUCCAGUCUUCUCUAGAAGAUUGUGCCCUCAUCAAAAAUAUAGUUGGAAAAUGUUGUGUUCUUCAUAUGAAGGAUUAUUGCUCUAGUCGACCAACUGAAAUUUCUGAGCAUGAUAUUUACAUCAAUGAAUCAAAGUACCUGGAGGCUGAUAAAUCCAUCAAGAGGCAGAAAAUACUAAAAAAAUAUACAUUGUCACCCAAAGUUGUUGAUGAUGAAAUCUACUUCUUUAGGAAGACAAUAGUCUUAGGAAAGGAGCCAUCACCACUUCUUAUGAAGCAAAGUGCAGAUGAUAGUCUGUUCAUUGACACAGAGGAUUCACUGGGAGUAGAGCCUGAUGCCAGCAAUGAUGGCAUGUCUGUCAGCAUGGAUGUCCCCAGCCCAGCACCAACCAAAUCUCACAAAAAGAAACCAAUUAAUCCUCGCAGACAACCAAGUGGUUAUAUUGUAUUUGCCGGGGAGAUACGAAAACAAAUCUCUCAGGACAAUCCCAGCUGUUCUUUCGGAGACAUUAGCAAGAUAGUUGGCACUAAGUGGAGAGCCCUAAGUAAAGCAGAAAAAGAUGUGUUUGAAGAAAGGGCGCGUAAAGCUGUAGAAGAAUUCAAUGCCAAGCUUCCUGAAGCAGAUAAGACAAUGAAUGAUUCUAUGCGCUCCCAGAGUCCCUGGUCAGACUUUGGAACUUUUCCGGCCACCCCUGCACAUUCCAACCAACAGGCUAACAAUAUAGGCUUUACCGGGUUUAUCCAGGGUCACGUGACCCCAACAGGCUUAAACAAUGGAAGUCCCAUGCAGCCUCUGGGUAUGGCUAAUGGGAUCGCAUACUCACCACAAGGAUACCCUCCCAUGCCAUAUAAUGGGCAUAACCCUUACCUCAUGGUGGGUCAAACUACAGUUCCACAACAGUGCCCUCCCUCGCCAAUGUUUGUAUCUGUGCCACCAAGAACCCAGAAGUUAAUGCACUCAGAAACUUACAUCAGGUAUAUUGAAAAUCUCAAGUCAGAUAAUCCAAUGAUUUCUAAUUGGGAUAAGGCUCUGAUGGCAACUCAGGAAAACACACCAGCUGUGCCUGAAUCUAAUCUUCCUGGUCAGUGGCUAGCUCAUGGAGCUGGUUGUCAUGGUAGCAUUGCUAGUGCAUUGUGGGCACUCAGGGAUUUCAUGCUCAAGGAUGCUCUAAAUAUUGCUCGAACAGUACCAUUUGAUGAUCUGUAAAAUAAUUUUGUCUAAUUCACUUCCGGCAUUAAAACAAUCGUAGUGAUAGAUCUAAAUUCAUUUAGCAAUGUUGUACAAAAAAUGUAUUCCCUUCCUAAUGUUAAAUAUUUUCUUUUUUCUCUGUGCAUUGUAAAUAUAUAAAUACACACUUAAAUAAAGCUGCACAUAUUAAUGUUGGUUUAAUCAUCAGCUUUUUAUAAACAUUUGUUUUCCUUUUUUAUCACAACAUUUAGCAGUUUUAUAUUGUAAUGCAUUUAACCAUUCAACUAGUGGGAUUCGUAUUGAUUGCUAAAGCCAAAUAGAGCUACAAUAUGAGCAUGAUAACACUAAUUUAAAAAGGGAAGGAUUCUCAAAUAAUUUUUGGCUAUUGAUUUGAAAAUAAAGUCAAUUUGACAAAAGAUGAGUCAUUAAUCUAUACAAAAAAGUUUGAAUUGGUUUAUUCUUUUUUAUAUUGUGUUCAUCACUUUUUGUGCAAGAAAUUUAAACAAUUUUAAAAAUCAUUUGUAUCACUAUUAAUGGUAAAAAUUAGCAUAAAUUUGUUGUUUUGCAUGUUUGGGUAUUUCAGCCAAGCUUAUUUGAAGUAUCUGCACUAUUAUUUUUUGCAGAUAUAUUGUCUACUUUGUUUUCUUUAUCUUUACCUUUUCUAGUUUUUUGUGCUAUCCCUCUCUGAAUGACUGAAUUAUACCACAUUUUAUCAAGAGAUGCUACUUCUGCCCGCAAAUCUAUGACUUAAACACAGAAAAUUAAUUGUGUUGACUUUAUUGUAGAUAGGAUUCAUGUUUUAAAGCAACUUGGUUGCAUCAAACAGUUAACUGAAUUUCUUGUGAACACUUUUGUGAAUGCUAUAAAGUUUUAUCCCGCUUGAAUAUUAUCUUUGAGUUAAAGGGUAUAUAUUUUCUGUUCAAGCUAUACUUUUGAAGAAUUUAGACCAUUUAGUGUGGCAAUAUCUGCAUUUAUAUUUGUUAUGAAAACUUUCUGUUGAUGUCUUGAAUUAAUGAAUGUCACCAAACAUUUCCCUUGAUGUUGUAUCACUUCUGUUGAAUAUCCCUGUGACUACAAGUGUACCUUUUCUAGCCACUAAAUAAUUACACUUUUUCUAAUAACACUUGAGCUCUCAAUUUUCUUAAAUGUGGAUUAUUAUUUUUUAAGUAAAGCCAACUGCUAUAAAAAUAAACUACUUUUAUUUUUAGAGAAAAAAUUCUUGAUUUCCUAUAUAGUGUUCCAGUAUAGCAAGUCCAAAAAGUCAUUUAUAGUUAUUCAUCGAUCUCAGGAAAAUGAUAGUUUGCAUUGUGUAAGGUUUUAUUAAAAUUUCAAUUCUUGGUGUCAAGUUUUUUCAGUAUUUUUCCAGCCCAUGUAAGCAGUUAUAUAAAAUGUGUUUGAUGACUGUCACAGAUGAUGGGAAUAAAAAUCAAACCAAAUGCAGGCAGCAAAGCUCAUAUCAUUCAUCAAGUUGUCAUUGGUGUAAAUAUUUAUUUAACUUAUCUUUCCUUUGUUUAGAUAUGUUUCAGUAUUAAGUGCUUUUCUUAUUUCUUGUUUGCCUAUUUCUCCAGCAUUUCUUGCUGAAAAGUUUUUUUUUUGGGAAUAGAAGUUUCUUUUAUUUUGAUCAGCUUACUCAUUCAAUUGAGCUUUGAGUUAGUGAAGUGUUGAGUUUUUGCUGAGGAUUGAAUCUCGUGCUCAUUUGAAUGUUUUCUUAUUACUUAAGUGAUAAUAAGAUAGUAAAAAUAAAAAAGUCUAGACUAUCAUACUAAAUGAAAAACUCAGCAGUUCAUUUUAUUAAGGUGUCUGUAUAAGUUCAUUAAGUUUUGAUGUAUUAUUGUUUUUGUUAGCCCUAAGAUUAAUGGUUUAAAGGAGGUCAUAGCAUUUUUAUGAUAUGAUUUACUAUACAUUUUGGUCUAAAAAAAAUGAAGUAUAAGUUUAAUGCAGCUUGUUGAAAGCAUAAUUGUUUAUACUUAUACUGAUCUUUUUUUAUGUUAAAUGUAAUUAUCUGUUCAUCAUCUAAGGAAAUUAAGCAAAAAUCCAAAGUUAGAACACCACAAAUGCAUUGAUUGGUAUUAAAAAAUAAUAGUAAAAUAAUUUGUGCUAGUAGCAACUUAAUAUAUAGUCCUUAGAAGGAAGGAUUGAUUUUUACAUUAAAAUUAUUUUUUAUCAGGUGUUACUGGUCUAACUACUGAAGAAAUUUUUUACCUAUCAACAAUUCAUAAAUUGUGAAUUUGACACU
Messenger RNA from Physella acuta, 7228 nucleotides. RefSeq names its product protein polybromo-1. Gene Ontology annotation, biological process: chromatin remodeling; transcription elongation by RNA polymerase II. The record is from RefSeq and is a predicted model, not a curated record. Gene Ontology annotation, cellular component: SWI/SNF complex; RSC-type complex. Lineage: Eukaryota; Metazoa; Mollusca; Gastropoda; Physidae. Gene Ontology annotation, molecular function: protein binding; chromatin binding.